Molecule: messenger RNA, 1275 nt
Organism: Enterobius vermicularis (human pinworm)
Lineage: Eukaryota; Metazoa; Nematoda; Chromadorea; Rhabditida; Oxyuridae
Source: the annotation of a GenBank genome assembly
AUGACGAUAAUAAAUAACUUGAACAGCUAUUUUAGCGAACUUGAUGACAUCCUCUCGCAAGAAACUUGGGAGGCUGCUGAACAAGCAGCAAAACUGCUGUCAAUUCGUGAUGAACAUGCGCACUAUGAUUUUCUACAGAAGGAGAAGGCAGAAAAUGAACGCCGUGUAAAGAUUAGAACAGUUUUUGAUGACAUUGCUUGCUUACAUCUAACGGUCAUUUACCACAUAAGUCGACAGAAGUAUGAAACAGCUUUUGGCACGCAUGCGCAGGUAACCGCCCAAUUAGAAUUAAUUUUUUUUCUGAUUUCAUUAUUUUGUUUGUUUAUUGAGAUGGUUCAAAUUUUCAACAAAGAAAUAUUGCAAAAGGAGAAGGACAUGAACUGGUUUAUGCCUAUUUUUUACCUUUUAUGUACGGAAUUGCGACUGAUAGCACGAGCAGCAGAUUUGAAACCUUCAGGAAUGAGAGAUCCCGAAAAAAGCAGUUAUUAUGAACAGUCUGCGACGUGUAUGAUGGAAUGUUACAGAGCGUGUGUCACUGACGUUCGCGCAUCUAUCGAAACGUCAAAAAAGGUUGCCAUGUUAAACUUAACCAACCAGCUUUUUCGGAUCUAUUUCAGGAUAAAUAAGCUAAAUUUAUUAAUCCCCUUGAUACGUGCAAUUGAAAAUUGUGGUUCGCUAUACAGUCAGUUUUCAAUGGCCGAUAAAGUUACUUACAAUUAUUACCUUGGCCGUAAAGCAAUGUUUGACUCUGACCUCGUAUUAGCGGAGAAAUCACUUUCUUAUGCGUUUCGAAACUGCUUGCCUGACUGUACUCGAAAUAAGCGAUUGAUCUUAAUGUACCUUAUACCAGUAAAAAUGUUCCUGGGACAUAUGCCAAGCAGUGAUCUUUUGAAAAAAUACCAGCUGGAGCAGUUCAGUGUCGUAGUGGAAAGUGUUAAGGAUGGUAACCUGAAACGUUUAGAUGAGGCGCUGCAAGAGAACGAGCACUUUUUUGUUGAAUGUGGGAUAUUUCUUAUGCUUGAAAAGUUAAAGAUUAUUACAUUCAGAAACCUGUUUAAGAAAGUAGCAAACAUUGUUGGGAAAAUUCAGAUUCCUUUGGAUGCUUUCAUGAUUCCUUUACGUUGGAUGGGCUUAUGUGAUAUUGACGACGACGAGCUUGAGUGUAUUCUUGCCAACUUAAUUGCACAGAAGAAAAUAAAAGGUUAUAUUAGUCAUCAGUACAAGAAACUUGUGAUUAGUAAACAAACGCCCUUUCCAUCAUUAUCAGUCUUGUAA